GACAUCACUGCAUCCUCUGCGCUCGUCGUGGGCUGGUCUGGAUCCAGGGAAUGGGCUCUGGAAUGGGAAUGGCAAUGGGAUGUGCCCUGCGGACUCAGAUUGAUGGACUCGGAAACAACAUUCCCAUAGGAAGCGGUAUCACAGCCCCACAAAAGUAAUGAGGGACCGCUAAUCAGCUCAGCAAUGUCUCCCAAAGGAGUCGGGCAAAAUAAAGUGGAGGAAACAGCUGUACAGGUGGCCGUCCGGGUGCGUCCGCUGCUUCCCAAAGAGAUUUUGCACAACCAUGAGAGCUGCAUCACUGCAGACCCAGAGGAGAAAAGGGUCACCCUUGGCAAUGACCGCCACUUCCACUGUGACUUUGUGUUUGAGGAUAACUCUACGCAGGAGGAUGUGUACACAGAGUGCGUUCAACCCCUCAUCGAGGCCUUCUUUCAUGGUUUCAAUGCCACGGUUUUCGCCUAUGGGCAGACAGGUUCGGGCAAAACCUACACCAUUGGAGAAGCCAACAUUUCCGCUUUUAGGGAUGACGAACAGGGCAUCAUUCCCAGAGCCGUGGCCGAGAUCUUCAAACUCCUGGACGAGAAUGACCUCACUGACUUCUCCGUCCGAGUGUCGUACAUGGAGGUUUACAAAGAGGUCUUUAGAGACCUUCUGGAAGUUGAGACAGCCAGUAAAGACAUACAUAUUCGAGAGGAUGAAAAGGGCAACGUAGUGCUCUGCGGUGUGAAGGAAUGUGAAGUGGAGGGACUUGAUGAGGUGCUGAGUCUCUUAGAGUCAGGAAAGACGGCCCGUCACACUGGGGCCACCCAGAUGAACCCCCACUCCAGUCGCUCUCACACCAUCUUCACGGUGCUCAUGGAACAGAGGCGUGGAGGUUCUCGAGGAGCGGCUGGGACUGUGCAGAUCCUCUCUUCAAAAUUUCAUUUUGUGGACUUGGCUGGAUCAGAGCGCAUCCUCAAAACGGGGAACACUGGUGAACGGCUCAAGGAGAGCAUUCAGAUCAACAGUGGUCUUUUGGCUCUCGGAAAUGUCAUUGGAGCACUUGGGGACCCUAAAAGAAAAGGCACCCAUAUACCAUACAGGGAUUCCAAAAUCACCAGGAUCCUAAAGGACUCUCUUGGAGGCAAUGCCAAAACCCUCAUGAUUGCCUGCAUAAGCCCUUCCUCCUCAGACUUUGAUGAGAGCCUAAACACACUCAACUACGCCAAGCGGGCUCGUAACAUCCAGAACCGGGCCACAGUCAACUGCCGGGGAGAGCCAGAUCGCGUCGAGGGCCUUGAGCUCCAGAUCAAAGCGCUAAGACGAGCUCUUGAAAACCGCCAGCGCUCUGAAACCCGCAUUAUUGCACGCUCAGACCCCGAGAAGAGACUUCGGCCCUUUGAACUGGACGUGAGGAAGCUGCAAGCGGAGAGCGCCCACUACAGGACCUGCACGGACUCGGCCUACAGGCUUUUAACAGAACUCCAAGGUGAAGGAACUCUGAAUGCAGGUCAGCUCCUGCGGGUGAAAGAGUGGCUUUGCGCCGUUGAGGAGGAACGCAGCGGAUUGACCUCGGCGUCGGGACUGGACAGCGGCAUCGAGAGCAGCUCUACCGAAGACAGCACCGCGCUGAAAAGAGGGCGGGCGGCACUGAACAACCAGUGGGAUUUAUUUAUGCCAAAGGAUCCUGACCAUGUGAAAGAGGACUGGAGUGGAGACCGCGAGGACUACGUUUCCCAGCUGCAAGCCCGGAUACAGCGACUAGAACAAGAAAACACUGACUUCUUAGCCGCUCUGGAAGAUGCCAUGGAACAAUACAAACAGCAGAGCGAUAAACUACAAGAGCAGCAGGAUCUAAUAGCGGAGCUUCACAGUCUGUUAGCCCAGCCUGGAGGAGUGGGGCUGCUCCACCUGAAACAAAGACCUCACACAGCUCCUAUCAACUCACUUCUGCAGACAUCAGACACCGCCGGCCGCCUCACUCCUCCCUGCGACAGUGAUGUGGGCAGAAGCCUCGCCAGACAGGUUGAAAUGUGUUCGUCAGUAGACAACGGCUCAUUUUUAGUCCAAACCCAAUGGGACAGCGGACGAGGAAACGCUCACUUUGAAAUCUCUGGGAAAGGAGUGAACCGAGAUGAAGAUGACCAUGUUCAAACCGCCAGAGAUAAACGCAAAUCCAUCAAUGUGACCUGGACAAAGAAAGAUGCUCCGUUGCUCCAAGGGUCUUGUGCCGGGACCAGGGCAACCCUGUCUCAGUCGUUCGGGCUUGGCCAUCCUCCAGGUCUACAAUGCACCAGACGCACAUCUAACAGCAGCAUUGGUGAGAGCUCGGUUUGGGAGAGCGUGAGAGGUUUUGGAGGGGAGUUCUGCUCAGAGAGAGGGCUUCUCCAGGCACAGCAGAAGAUCAGAGAGCUCUCCAUCACCAUCCGCAUGAAGGAGGAACUUAUUAAAGAGCUGGUCAAGACAGGUAAGGAUGCCCAGGCCAUGAACAGGCAGUACAGUCGUAAGAUCUCCGAGCUGGAAGCCGAGGCGGAGCAGGCCCGUGCAGAGCUCACAGAGGCGCAAAAGCAGCUGCAGGACCUGGAGGUUCAGGGCAGCCGUGACGCUGCUGACCGCUCCAAAGCUCAGGAGUGCAGGAGGAAAAUCGCAGCUGCGCAGAGCAAAGUUCAGGUGUUGAAGCAGAAGCAGCGGGACACUGCGCAGCUGGCCUCCCUGUCUGCGCAGAGCGAGCGGCGCGUGCAGGAACUCGAGAGAAAUGUGCAGAACAUGAAGCAGCAGCAGGACCUUCUGCAGCGCCGCCUGCGAGAGGAAAGCCAGCAGAAGAGACGCCUGGAGAAUGAGAUGCAGAAAGGAAAGCACAGAGUCAAGGAGCUUGAGAUAAAGAACGAACAGCAGCAGAAAAUUCUGAGGAUUAAGACGGAGGAAAUCGCUGCCUUCCAGCGCCAGAGGAGAAGUGGAAGUAACGGCUCGGUCGUAUCGCUAGAGGAACAGCAGAAGAUAGAAGAGCAGAAACGCUGGCUUGACGAGGAAAUGGAGAAAGUUCUGGAACAACGACGGGGUCUUGAAGACCUGGAAGGAGAGCUGACCAAGAGAGAAGAGAUCUUAGCCAAAAAGGAGGCCUUGCUUUUGGAACGCAGUGGCCUGGAAUCCAAAAAGCUUCGCUCUAGUCAGGCUCUUAGUAAAGACCUGUUGACCUUGUCGAGCCGAAUCGAGUCUCUGGAGCGGGAGCUGACCGAGAGGAACGGUCUGCUCCGUAGUAGCAGUGCUCAGGACUCCCAGCAGAUCAGACAGGAGAUCUCCAACCUCCGGCAGGAGAAAGAGCUGCUCCUCAAACAGAGGGUGGAGCUGGACGACAAAUUGAGACAGGGCAACCUGCUCUCUCCUGAGGAAGAACGAACACUGUUCCAGUUGGACGAGGCCAUCGAGGCUCUGGAUGCUGCUAUCGAGUACAAAAACGAGGCGAUCACCCAGAGACAGAGGCAGCUGCGGGCAUCAGGCAGCAUGCUCACCCAGUGGGAGAUGAACCUAAUGGCCAAACUCACAUACCUCUCCGGUUCUGAAACUAGAGCUCUGCUUUGUAAAUACUUUGAUAAGGUCGUGUCUCUUCGUGAGGAGGAGCGCAGGCUGCAGAUGGCUCUAGCUGAGCUGGAGCUGAGAGUCGAGGAGCAGCAGAAUUUGGUUGGGUGGUUGGAAGCAGCUCUGGAAAGACAGCAGCUCGAGGCAGACCGGAGACUCACCCAGCAGCAGAAGGAACAUGAGAGGAACAUCCAGCUACUGCUGCAGCAAUGCCGAGAGCAAAUGGAUGAGGGUUUGGCUGGUAGACAGCGGCAGUAUGAGGGAUUGAUCCACAACCUCAGCAAAGAGCUGAACUUCUGCAAAAUAGCCAAUCAAGAGCUGAACAUCAAACUAAGGGAAAUGUGUGGCCCUGUAAAUCAAGCUGGAGAACAAAGCAAAGGUCCAAAUUGUGACAGUCGGCUUUCAGGUGGGGUCCAGGGCAGACUUACUGAAGAUGCAAAGUGUACGCUUGAUUCAGAGAGAGUUCAGAAGUCAAGAGAAGAGAUGCGAGAACUGGUACAUGCCCCUCUUCCACCAACAUGGAGGCGCUCUUCACUCCCCACGGAGGACCAGUACAGCAUGGAGGAGCUCAGGCAGAGAGCAGCUUGUGAACUGCCAAAUAACAGAAUAAUUCAGCCCGGUAUGAAUUCCACACACUGGAGCGGGACAGCCUCGCUGCCCCUCGCAAGACCGCGGAGAGAAUUAAGGAGACUGAGCCUCAACACAGGACCACUUCAUUCCAAUUCAGCAAUAAUUGAUGUUCGGAGAAAUCCAGUGUAGUUUGUACAGUUAGGAUCUUCGGUAUUGUACCAGUAAUCUGUGGUUUACAGAAUAUUACAUUUAGUUUUUAUUGCUAAAGAUUACUGAGUGUUCAUUGUUUAUUUGUACUUUGUAAUUAUCAGUCAUCCUUGAAAUGUACAUUUGAUUCAUUCGGUCACAUUUCAAGCACUUUUAUUCAACUGUCGCAGGUUUCUGACACUCUUGGACACAUUUUAGUGAAUGUAAAAGGGAUUUUCUUUCAUAAGUAAUGAAAUAAAAAAAUGCCUUCACAGAAAAAGAAAAAAGAAAAAUCUUUAACCAGAUCAUAUUUUAUUCUAAAACGAAAAAUAAAUAAAAGAACGUAACUAAGAAGAACGAUUAAUAAUAUAUGUACGUGAUUUUGGAAAAGGUAACCGAGCCAGCCAGGAGUCGAACCUAGAAUCUUCUGAUCCGUAGUCAGACGCGUUAUCCAUUGCGCCACUGGCCCGU
This is a messenger RNA of Labeo rohita (rohu), 4782 nucleotides long. RefSeq names its product kinesin family member 7 (gene kif7). Gene Ontology annotation, molecular function: microtubule motor activity; microtubule binding; ATP binding. Lineage: Eukaryota; Metazoa; Chordata; Actinopteri; Cypriniformes; Cyprinidae. Bases 184 to 4314 code for a protein of 1376 amino acids. The record is from RefSeq and is a predicted model, not a curated record. Gene Ontology annotation, biological process: mitotic spindle organization; microtubule-based movement. The transcript is spliced from 19 exons.